GAAAGCCUGACAUUUGUUGGCGACUUUCAUCAAUGCAUUUUGUAUUCAAUACUCAAUCACGAAAGCAAAAGAAACGAUUUCACAUCGGCAUUUAUUCGCUGAUUGAGCUAAAACUUAUCCAGUUGUGCAACAUCGAUCACCAUAUAUCCUAAACCCGUAUAGUUCAAGUUGAACGUGUUCUGUGAGCAAUAUAUUGUUUUCUUCAGGCCGAAGGUUUAUCGCUGGCUGAAUCAAAUUAUCAGAUGAGCGACAUAACUGAUAACGAAAGCCGAAAUUCACAUAAUCGCUGAAAUACCGAUUUCGUGUAGAGUUCGCACAUUUGCAUCUUUCAAAAUUAAUCUCUCAGUAGAAAUAAACAUGAGUGAAGCGGAAAACACUUCCUCGUCGGCAGUGAUCCCACAACCCGUCGUACCGCCAGCUAUACCACCUCGGGAGCAUUUGAUUAACACCGCAGUCAAAUUCCUCCACAAUCCUAACGUGCUGCGUAGUGCCAUCAACCAGAAACAAUCAUUCCUGCGGUCCAAAGGACUGACGGAAAAUGAAAUUCAGAUUGCAUGCGAGAGGGCAGGAGUUUUCAGCAGGGAUCCAACGACAGCAUUUCCGAGUGAAACUGUCAUUAACAUGGAUGUGAGCGGACCAACUGGGCAUUCAAAAGGACACUAUGUGAUACAGCCACGGCAAACAAUGUUUGGAAAAAUUAGAGAAGUUCUGAGCUCCGUUGCUCUCAUCAGUGGGCUAAUGUAUGGCGUUUAUUUAUUGUACAAGAAAUUCAUAGAGCCGCUUAUCUUCAAAGACAAAAAGAAAAAGCCAGUAGAUGAACAAAUAUCGGAACUCAACAAAACUGUUGAGGUAAAAAUAGACGGCUUGAGUUCGGAACUAGUGAAAAUAAAAGAGGAACUAAAUCGCGUGAAUCAGGCCCAAACUUCCAAGGAUCUGACCAAUUUCAAAUCGGAUCUGGAUUCCAUCAAAGGGUUGCUGCUAAAUAGGAAACAAUUUGCCUCGCCGAAUCUUCCUGUUGUACCACCCUCUAUCCCAGCUUGGCAGCUGCAGUCACAAUCGCAGGAACAGACUCCCAACAGUGAAGGCGAACCGGACAAGAACGAUGACAACGAUACCGGAUCAGGAUCGGGCUCGAGUGAUCAUGAUGUGGUGUUGAAGAACAGUGACAGCAGUCUGGAGAUUAUAUCAUAAAAUGUGAGAGGGAUACACAUGCAGAGUGAUGGACACAGUGAAAAUGGAUGAGGGUAGCAUUUGAAACGAAUCUGUAUGUGGGGUUAAUUUGGCACCUUUCCUAUGUAGUUUUAGUUAGACCAAAAAUAAUUUUUAUUGUUUUGGUAUGAAUAGCGUACCAUGUUUAGGUAUACCAUAGAAAGUUUUAUGUUGCUGUUCAUAUCAGAACUUUUUUUAUGGAUGCCAUACAUGAGAGAUGAUGUUUCCACGAAAUAUGUACCGGACGGAGAAUGACGGAAAUAAAUGUCGCAAUCGACUGACUUCAAAACAUU
Molecule: messenger RNA, 1502 nt
Organism: Toxorhynchites rutilus septentrionalis
Lineage: Eukaryota; Metazoa; Arthropoda; Insecta; Diptera; Culicidae
Gene: Pex14
Product: peroxisomal membrane protein PEX14
Exons: 5
Coding region: 358-1191 (277 amino acids)
Biological process (GO): protein import into peroxisome matrix, docking
Cellular component (GO): peroxisomal membrane; peroxisomal importomer complex
Molecular function (GO): signaling receptor binding
Source: RefSeq, a predicted model, not a curated record